AUGAAGUUUAAUGAAGCCUCCUCGACAUUGUCGCCUCUCCCCAGCGUCCUAUCGCACGGCUUGGUAGCCGUCUCAACCUUCGGACUCCUCUCAUUCUUCUGUUCGACUUCAUUGUUCCUGUACCUGACAUGGCGUCUUAUCUCAUGGCGUCGAAGCUCUGUCGUCAAGGUACCAACGAAUCAAUUCCUGUUCUUAAUCUACAAUCUCCUCUUGGCCGAUAUCCAACAAGCUCUAGCCUUCUUGCUCAACAUUACCGCUUUGAGGAACAAUGCGAUUCUUGUCAAUACGCCGACUUGUUUUGCCCAAGGGUGGUUCGUGUCAACGGGGGACUUGGCCAGCAGUAUCUUCAUAUUGACGAUCGCGAUACAUACCUUCUUCAGUGUAGUGAAAGACUACAAACUGCCUUCUAGGACGUUCUACUGUGUCGUUGUCGCGAAUUGGGUAUUCAUUUACCUGAUGGCUGCAAUUGGACCGAUCAGGCAUGGCAAGAACUUCUACGUACGGGCCUCGGCAUGGUGUUGGAUCAAUGAUGAAUAUUCCGCCGAGCGUCUUUGGCUUCAUUAUUUUUGGGUAUUUAUCUGCAUAUCCUCUACGAUUGUCAUUUAUGCCUUUGUACUCCUCUGGAUGCGCCGAAAGUCUCGCUCGGGUGAGAUCUCGAGCCAUGCAGCUCACGGUGCUACUCCGCUCAUGGUCCUUUACCCUUUGAUAUACACCAUAUGUACGGCCCCCCUUGCCGCCGGUCGAAUAGCCUCACUAGCUGGGACCGAUGUCUCUCUCGGCUACUUCUGCACGGCUGGUACUCUGAUAGCAUGCAAUGGAUGGUUAGACGUGCUCUUGUAUGCGAGUACAAGGGCUGAUAUUGUGUUCGCCGAACUACCUGGGGAAGAGACUGGCUUGGAAACCUUUGCAUUCAUGGGCAAGGGGCACAACCUUGGGACGACGACCACUAUUCAAGCUGGUGGUGGUGGGCAUAGGAGCAGACAUAGGAGGAGCGUCGAUGGCGAGAGCAUGAUCCACCUACAAGGCAUGGGUCAGAUUGGAGUGAAGGGCGAGGUGAGUGUUGUCACAACCGACGCAAUCCAACCUGGACAUGGCAGGAGAGAGAAGAACAUGUCGACGAGCCACGUUGGCGCGGAUACCAGGUUGCCUUGGGAUAACCCUAGUGUGAAGAGUUUUGAUAGUUGA
Molecule: messenger RNA, 1185 nt
Organism: Lachnellula hyalina
Lineage: Eukaryota; Fungi; Ascomycota; Leotiomycetes; Helotiales; Lachnaceae
Exons: 2
Coding region: 1-1185 (394 amino acids)
Biological process (GO): adenylate cyclase-activating G protein-coupled receptor signaling pathway
Cellular component (GO): plasma membrane
Molecular function (GO): G protein-coupled receptor activity
Source: RefSeq, a predicted model, not a curated record